Messenger RNA from Lineus longissimus, 4827 nucleotides. RefSeq names its product inositol-trisphosphate 3-kinase B-like. The transcript is spliced from 10 exons. The record is from RefSeq and is a predicted model, not a curated record. Gene Ontology annotation, biological process: inositol phosphate biosynthetic process. Gene Ontology annotation, molecular function: inositol-1,4,5-trisphosphate 3-kinase activity; inositol tetrakisphosphate kinase activity. Lineage: Eukaryota; Metazoa; Nemertea; Pilidiophora; Heteronemertea; Lineidae. Bases 307 to 2700 code for a protein of 797 amino acids. Gene Ontology annotation, cellular component: cytoplasm; nucleus.
GCAGUAAUUGAUUUGAUUGACACAGCCUGUUUAACGUUGAUUGGUGAACAAUGCAUGAGUAGAUGGAAGUGGUAGAACUGACAUACUAUUGCCUCUCACAGGCUCUUAUCAACGAACAUGUUGAGAUGGCUGGAUUUGGAUUCUCUUGCUGUCAAUUUCUCUCGGCAGGACACAGAUGGUGCAGUCUUCAUUGGAAGUGUAAGCUGGUUGACCAAACUCUCUGAAAAGAUAUGUGAAGAACUGACCACUCUAUUGACUCUGGCGUAGUCUUUCUUGGCUUCACAACUCCCCCCACACUUCCCUGGAAUGGAGAGAAGAUCACCUGUGCUCUCACCACUUUCACGUUGUAAACAUGGUGCACGUCAGCCCACGUUCGAUUCGUCAGAUGACGAGCUAAGUUCCGGGGAGAUAAGUACUACAAAUCCAUGGUAUCACCAAACAAGGAGAAUGAAUCCGUCAAAGAAGGAGCAUCGGUUUGGCUUUGGACGAGGUUGGUCACCUGGUCGAAAAAAGAAGAUGACUCCACGGUCACUGUCACCAGAGCCCGGGAUAUCGGGUAUCCAAGGUGAUGAUCAGUUGCUUAGAUCUGGACUGAGAAAAAGUGGCUCCAUUGAAGAUCUCAUUGCGUCCAGCCCACACUCCUCUUCCGUUCAGCGUACACCGCACCGGAAGUACAAAAAGGGACGUAUAAGAUAUGUCCUAGCUAUGACUGGUGCAAAAUUAGGUGCUACGCCUUUGAUGAAUCUUGGUGAUUCAUCUCAAAAGAUGUGUUCAGUAGGUGUUCAAACAUUAGACCCCGAGAGCUUGGAAGAACAAGAAGCUGACGUUUCAUUUUCAAGGACAGGACGGAGAUGCAGCCAAACGCAGACAGACCAGGAACUAUUGAACAAUUUACGGCAGAAUCUUGGUAAACCCGAGGUGGUGCGCUCUCAUUCUAGUAUUAAUAUAGGAAUUGAUACAGAUGUACCAAUGCCGAGUCAGUCAAACGUUGAAAAAGCCAUGAAGUGCCUGGCAGUAGGAAGUCUAGACACAGCAAAAGAUAAGUACAGGUACAAUGAAGCUGGUCGCUCUGUGGACGAAGUGAUGCUUCCUGCCAAAAAUGUUGGUAAUGAGAGUAUGGAUAAGAGUAGUGAUUAUUAUUCUAUGUCAAUAGGGUCACUGUCGUCGGCUAAUUUAUUAAACCUGGACGGAGAUAUACCUCAUACGUUACCGUCCUUGGAUUAUCUAAGUCCGUAUGACACCGAUUAUCGGCGGAGUAUCGGGAGUCGUAAAUCUAGCACUGGUGAUUCUGCGGUGGAUAUGCGGAUGCCGCUAUCUGAUGAUGACCAUUCUGAUGCUACGACCAUCCCCGAUAAGGACUUUGAACGUCGCCACUCCAAUGCAACUCUCACCUUACCAGACAAUCGAAUCUCGCACCGCGUGUCUUUUUGUAACGUUCAAACGCCGUCCUUUACGACAAUCAGUAAUUACGUCCCGGCACCACCUUCGGUGGUGAUAAGUGAUUAUAGCAGUCCAGCUGACAAUCAGUAUUCACAAGCCACUCCCUCUUUUGACUUUACGGAGAACACGAAGAAAAAUCGACUUUGUGUGUCACCGUUGAGCGAUGUUGGUAGUAGUGCAGGCAGUGGGAGCGACUACAGUGAUGCACAGGAGAGACCAAUAUCCGAGAGUGGAUCAUCCAGGAAGUCGUCAUGGUCGGAAGGCUCAUCUUUCUGCUCCGUUGAUGAGGAUGAGGUCACAGACCCAGAGCUACCGUCAUCGUCAAUCAGGAGAACAUCGUCGAAAAAGACCAGCUCCUGGAGAAAAAUCCGUAAUGUCGUCCACUGGUCACCGUUCGUCCAGCAGUUCAAGAAAUACCGCUAUCCAUGGGUACAGCUAGCAGGACACCAAGGCAACUUCAAAGCUGGUGAACAGGGAACCAUAUUAAAGAAGUUGUGUAGCCGUGAGCAGAAGUGCCUUCAGACGUUAAUGACCGAUGUCUUACGGCCGUACGUUCCAGAGUAUCUUGGCAUCGAUGAAAGACAGGGCGAAACUUACAUCCAGAUGCAGGACCUGCUCUGUGAGUUCCGAACACCGUGUGUGAUGGACUGUAAGAUAGGAGUGAGGACGUACCUGGAGGAGGAGUUACAGAAGGCCAGGAAGAGCCCUCAACUCAGGAAGGAUAUGUAUGACAAAAUGGUCGAGAUUGACCCAGACGAACCAACGGAUGAAGAAAGGCAGCAACUCGGUAUCACAAAACCCCGAUACAUGCAAUGGAGAGAAACGACAAGUUCCACAUCGUCACUAGGAUUUAGGAUAGAAGGCAUUAAGAAACAAGACGGCUCGUCAUCGAAGGAUUUCAAAACCACAAAAACCAAAGACAAAGUGAAAGAACACCUUCAGUACUUCACCAGCAAUAACAAAAAUGUACUGAGUACCUAUAUCCGCCGAUUAAAAGUAUUGCGAGCAACCAUGGAGAGUUCAGAGUGGUUUCAAAGAAACGAGGUUAUUGGUAGCUCUCUGUUGUUUGUGCACGAUGAUUCCGAGAGGGCGUGCGUCUGGAUGAUCGACUUUGGAAAAACUGUCAAACUGCCUGAAAAUGUCUAUGUGGAUCACCGUUCACCCUGGGUGGAAGGAAACAGAGAGGAUGGCUACCUCUUCGGCGUAGAUAACCUAAUCGACAUCUUUGAAGAAACCAUUCGAGAGGAAUCGGAAGACUAGGUGGUGCCAUCUGUAGGCAGAGCAUUUAAUCAAGAUGAAUUUUUUUCAUAACGGGAGAUCAUUUAAUCUGCUGAUGAUUAAAGGAAACCUCUCACUAAUCAUCAUCCACUUUCGAAGCUAAAAGUUAUCAAGAAAAGAGUUUCUACCAAAAGUGAUUACCUAGCCAUUUGAGUAAUUACCCAUUCUGAAAACUGUUUUAUGAGAGGUUUCCCUUAAGAAACAUUGUAAACUGGUAAUGUUGUUGCACAAUGCAAAACUUUCGUGAAUAUGCUCUUAAUAAAAAAAGAAAUAAAAUAGUCAUAACAUUAACCAGUUUACAGUAUUUGUUCAGCAUAUGUAGUUCAGGGCUGGUAUGAUGUCAGCAUUUUGGAAUAAUCAAAACGGGUGGGGACGAGGGGGAGUGAGUAAGCUACUGUAAGCUGGGCAAUUUUCUUGUGCGUCUUAAUCUUGGGGCCAGCUAAGUUCAUGAAAGCCAAUGAAGAUGUGAUUAAUAUAAAACCACUAACUGCAGAAGCGGCAACUAUUUUCUGAUUUCCGGUAAUCUUUUGAGUUGCAUAGUUGCAGGGAAGAGAGUGGCUAUUGCUGUGGUUGAAAGUUGUUGAAACUUUAGUUGGUUUGAGAUGAUGUGUUUGGUUCACGAAGAUACACCUGUAUCAUGAUAAGAGUUCACAGACUGAUGAAGAUCUUCGGAAGGACUUAUUUCAUGCUUUCGAAAAAUUCUUCCUUCAGUUUCAUAAUAUUUGUGAGAUUUAAGCUGAUUUCUAAGCUAUAAUUAAUGUUAUGUAUUUAAAGUAUCAAAUGUAAAUAGUAAAAUAUGCAAUUUAUUAACUAAUUCUGGGCAACUCGCCAGCAUCAGUUUGGAAAAAUUGAAGAAAUUGUCGAACUCUUGUUCAAGAGGUGAAGGCCUGGGGAGUGAGUGCCCCAGCAUAAUACUUAUUCCAAACGACCAAUUUCUCACUUAAUGUUUCAAAUUGUUUUCCUCCAUUCAUGCAUGUAUUUUGAUUUCUUGUCCAGAGUAUUUUGAUGUUGCACGACUUCAAAAUUCCAUUGUAUACUGAAGGUCAAAUUCAUCACUUGAGUAUUAAAAGCGACACAAAUUUUGCAAAAGUUGUUCAUGUUUUCAGUAUGUAGUAGACAUUUAUAUCAUAACCUUAUAACUCUUAAUGAAAUUUUGGGAGCAUGACGUCACAAUGAAGUGGCGAUGUGUUUUCUUGCUUUAGGUGAGUUGUACUUGUGUGAAAUUGUGAUAAAACUGCACUACCAAAAGCUUAGACAAUUUCUUGUCGCUAGGCUUGCAGAUAGUGCACAAGUGUACAGUAACGCCUACAUUUGAGUUUUAACAGUCUUCAAAGUUUCAUUCACGAAGCGUUUUGAUGUUUAUCUCUCUAAUGCUACGUUAUUAUCUUUUAUAAAGAAUUAUUAUUACAAAUUGUAUAUUUUUUCACUCUCUGGGUGUACAAUAAGUUUCUAUGUUCUGUUUAAUGACUUUCAAUGUCUUGUUGGUUAAAAGCGCAUGUUGUCAUUCCAUGAGGAGACAUUCCAGUUGUUUCUCUGUUUAACAAAACUGAACUCUUGUAGUAAAGUAAAGUGAAUACUGCUUAUUUUCUGUAUCCACUUUCAUUUUGCACCCAAGUGUUUGUCCUGUCGGAAAUGGUCAGAGUCCACUGCAGUGAUAGUAUAAACUGAAUCGAGGGCCAGGGUUUGGGGUAAAGUGGGUUUCCAGCUUAAAAUAAGAAUAGAUAACAGAAAUAUGAUUACGAAUACAUUGGGAGCGUGUCGUGACCAGGUAAAGGUAUGAUUACUAAUGACCAUGUAUAUAAUUGAAAAAUCCAGUUGUGAUAUUAGAUGAUAAUUAGAAAUUCAGGGAGAAAGUUAUCUGAUUUGAAAGUUUUGAAAUAGGACUUGGCUGCCAUUCAAAGGAAUAUUGUGUCAAUACAUGUGUAGUGGGGUUCACAACCUGUUAUCUUUCUCAUUGGUGGUGUUUUUCAAAACUAGCAGUUCUGAGGUAAUUCUGAUAGCUUUGUGUAAACUUUUCCUGUCUUAAAGACUUAAUAUUGUGUAAAUUGAAAGGUAUGUUUUCAAAUCGGGAACUGAUGGAAAAUAUGGAAUAAAACAUAUUCGUUGCAA